AUGGCAGAUUACGAAGUAGAUCCAACUCUCAAAGACAUUGUUUCCCACGAAACUUUAAGGUGGGUGUUCGUUGGAGGUAAAGGUGGUGUUGGUAAAACCACCUCUUCCUCUUCGGUAGCCAUCCAACUGGCGCUCAACAACCCGGAGAAAAACUACUUGUUGAUCUCCACCGAUCCUGCUCACAACUUGUCUGAUGCAUUUGAUCAGAAGUUUGGUAAAGAGGCAAGAGUGGUCGAAGGCCUGAACAACUUAUCAUGUAUGGAAAUCGAUCCGUCAUCUUCGAUGGAAGAGUUCACAGCUUCGAACAAGAUGGGCAUGGACUCAAGUGAUCCAUUGAACAGUGUUUUGUCAGAAGUCACUUCCUCGAUCCCAGGUAUUGACGAAGCUUUUUCGUUCAUGGAAGUGCUAAAGCAUAUCAAGAACCAAAAGGCUAGUGCAAACGACUCGUCCAUCAUCAAAUACGACACCAUUGUUUUUGAUACUGCUCCAACUGGUCACACGUUGAGAUUUCUACAGUUACCAUCAACUUUGGAAAAGUUAUUGGGUAAAUUUAACGAGAUCACCGGUAAGAUGGGGUCUUUGUUGAGUAUGAUGGGUGGAGAUCAGAAGCAAGAAAUGUUCAACAAGUUGGCAGACAUAAAGGAACAGGUCACCGAAGUCAACAAACAAUUCCAAGAUCCGGAGUUGACCACUUUCAUAUGUGUCUGUAUCUCUGAGUUCUUAUCCUUGUAUGAAACCGAGAGAUUGAUCCAGGAUUUGAUGAAAUACAAUAUGGACGUCAACACGAUUAUUGUGAAUCAAUUGUUGUUUGCCGAUGAUGAUGAAUGUAAGAGAUGCCAAGCGAGAUGGAAAAUGCAAAAGAAAUACUUAGACCAAAUGGACGAGUUGUACGAAGAUUACCAUCUAAUCAAAAUGCCUUUGUUGGGUAACGAAAUUAGAGGUUUACCAAACUUGAAGAAAUUUUCUAAAUUCUUGUUGCAACCAUAUGACCCAGAAAAGGAUAAGGACCUUGUCUUCUCUAUUGAAGAAAGAUAA
Messenger RNA from Pichia membranifaciens NRRL Y-2026, 1035 nucleotides. RefSeq lists its product as hypothetical. The transcript has a single exon. Gene Ontology annotation, biological process: post-translational protein targeting to endoplasmic reticulum membrane. Gene Ontology annotation, cellular component: GET complex. The record is from RefSeq and is a predicted model, not a curated record. Gene Ontology annotation, molecular function: ATP binding; ATP hydrolysis activity. The coding region runs from base 1 to 1035 and encodes 344 amino acids. Lineage: Eukaryota; Fungi; Ascomycota; Pichiomycetes; Pichiales; Pichiaceae.